AUGCCACACUAUGUUAUAGUAGGAGCCGGUAUAAUUGGCCAUUACACUGCGUAUAAGCUUCUUGAGAACAAUGUGCAUCCAGAUGAUAUCUUGAUUGUCGCCAAAUUUCACCCUGGGGACGAGUCAAUCAAUUAUACGUCUCCUUAUGCUGGAGGCAACUUCUCAUGCAUUACCGGCGAUGAUCCUGAUACCUUGGCUUACGAUAAGGUGACUUAUACAGAAUUGGGAAACUUGCAGCGGUUUUUGGGUGGUCCUCAAUGUGGUCUAGACAGAUACAAAUCGACGGAGUAUUUCGUUGAGCCACCUUCAGAGAGAAAGAUCGCUUCUUGGAAAACAUAUUUGUACGAUCUUGCCAUACUUCGGGAAGAAGACUUGCCCGAGGAUGUAAGCUACGGAAUUGAGUAUAUUUCCUGGAAUUUCAAUUGUCCCAAGUUCCUAGUAUCGUUCCAAAACUUGUUAAAAUCAUUGGGGGUUCGCUUCGAGAGAAGAGAGUUAAAAAACAUAAGAGAGGCAUAUUAUACUGAUACAAAGGUCGUCUUCAAUUGUACCGGACUUGGUUCUAGAAGUCUUGGAGGGGUGAACGAUGACAAAAGUCUUCCAAUGAGAGGCCAAGUGGUCGUGAUCAAAGCCCCACAUAUCCAAGAAAAUGUCAUGAAGUGGGACGCUGCGAAGCCAACCUACAUUAUUAAACGGCCAUACUCAAACGAUCAACUUAUCCUAGGCGGCUUUUUGCAAAAAGGUGAUUGGACAGCCGAUACGUUUCGGGAGCAGACAGAAGACAUCUUGAAGAGGACAACCGAAUUGUACCCAAAAAUUCUCGAGGAGAACAGGAAGGGCAAACGGAUUGAAGAUCUUGAGAUCUUGCGGGUGGUAGCUGGUUUGAGACCAGGCAGAGAAGGAGGCGCCCGCAUAGAAAAAGAGUUUGUAGACGCUGGCAGAGUGCUCAUUCACAACUACGGCGCAGCUGGAUACGGGUAUCAGGCUGGGAUUGGAAUGGCCGAUAAGGCUGUCUCUUUGGCACUUGACAGACUGAAGCUCUAA
Molecule: messenger RNA, 1041 nt
Organism: Candidozyma auris
Lineage: Eukaryota; Fungi; Ascomycota; Pichiomycetes; Serinales; Metschnikowiaceae
Gene: IFG3
Product: Ifg3p
Exons: 2
Coding region: 1-1041 (346 amino acids)
Molecular function (GO): FAD binding; D-amino-acid oxidase activity
Source: RefSeq, a predicted model, not a curated record